Messenger RNA from Maniola jurtina (meadow brown), 1030 nucleotides. RefSeq names its product myoglobin-like. The coding region runs from base 157 to 678 and encodes 173 amino acids. The transcript is spliced from 4 exons. Lineage: Eukaryota; Metazoa; Arthropoda; Insecta; Lepidoptera; Nymphalidae. Gene Ontology annotation, biological process: oxygen transport. The record is from RefSeq and is a predicted model, not a curated record. Gene Ontology annotation, molecular function: heme binding; oxygen binding; iron ion binding.
AAGCAAGAUUAUCAGCUAUUAUGAUUCAAUAUGCCUCGUUAGUUUCGCGACAAACUCGUACUGGAUAACACGCGCCGAACCACGUGUGUCGGAAAAAACACGUGUCUAUUGACCAUACGAAAGUUGACAUACUGACUGGAUACACAAACGCGUCAAAUGGGUGGAAUGCUAAGCCAGCUGUGGUGGAGUGGAAACCCCGAUGUUGUGAACCCAGAGUCAGGGUUGACCCGACGUGAAAUCUAUGCCGUGCAGAAAUCAUGGAUUCCAGUAUACGCCAAUAAUGUUGCUGUUGGCUCAGAACUUUUAAAAAGAUACUUCCGCGCGUACCCAGAAGGAAAACAAUUCUUCCGAAUGAUAAAGGAUUUAAACGAAGAACAAUAUGAUAGCAACAUACAGUUCAGAGCACACGUCAUAAGCUUAAUGACUUCCCUCAACCUUGCCGUUAACACCCUCAACCAACCAGAGGUAGUGGCGGUUCUGAUGAAGAAACUUGGUGAAUCGCAUGCGAAAAGAAAGAUACAGAAGAAAGAUUUUCAAGAUUUAAAAGGCGUCAUUGUGAAGAUGUUCAUUGAAGUGCUGAAACUUGAUGACGCAACACUCGGCGCUUGGGUGAAGACUAUCGAGUUCUGGUACAAGAACAUCUUCGAAACAUUAACAACUGCAGAAAGCCAGAGUUGAUAACUGAAUCUAUACAUAAUAUAAUAUGUAUAUUUACAUAUUUUAAUAUUUAGACUAUCGUGGGCUAUUUCCAUUAUAAGAUAGGUUGUUCGGCUGUACUCACGUAUUUAGUCGAUUUAAACUAGACUAGUACUACUUAGACUAGUUUCGAACCGGGGUCCGUUUUCAUAGGGACUCAGGACGAUGUGCGUCGCGGUUGAGACUUGAGACAUCGACUAAAUACGUAAGUAUAGUUGUAACAACCUAUACUUAUAUCUAUUUACUACAUUUUUUUUUGUAAAUGAACAUAGAGAAGUAGGUAUAGUAGGUAAGUACUUUAGUUUUUCUUAGAUGACCUAAAAGACAAACUGCA